AUGUCGUCAUCCUCGACCUCGUCGCCCCCCUGGGACUACAUAGCCAAGCUCGUCUGCAUCGGCGACUCGGGGUGCGGCAAGUCGUCGCUGACGAUCCGGCUGUGCGAGGGCCGCUUCAGCCCGCAGCACGACGUGACCAUCGGCGUCGAGUUCGGCUCGCGCAUCGUGCCCGUCGGGCCCCCGCACUCCAAGACCCUCCUCCUGCAGCAGUCGGCCUCGUCGCCGUCGAAUCCGAAUCCGGAGCAGCAGCAGCAGCAGCAAAAGACGGCCGCCGCCGGCCUCCCGGACCCGCCGCGGGCCAACAACGCCGACGCCGCCGAUGCCGCCCAGAAGCACAUGAAGCUGUCCCUGUGGGACACGGCCGGCCAGGAGACGUACAAGUCGGUGACGCGCUCGUACUUCCGCGGCGCCAGCGGCGCCCUGCUCGUGUUCGACAUCUCGCGGCGGACGACGUUCGCGCACGUCACGGACUGGCUGAACGACCUGCGGCAGAUCGCCGAGCCGGACAUCGUGGUGAUCCUGGUGGGGAACAAGGCGGACCUGGCGUCGGACGGCGAGGAGGACGGAGAAGCAGCAGCAGCGGCGACCAGUGCUGACGGCAAGAGCGGCAGCAAGCGCGAGGUCAGCGUGCGCGAGGCCGAGGAGUGGGCGCGCAACAACGGCGUGCUGCAGUACGUCGAGACGUCGGCCAAGAGCGGCGCCGGCGUCGAGCUGGCCUUCAUGAAGGUCGCCGAGCGCAUCUUCGACAACAUCAACGCCGGCAAGUACGACCUCAACGACCGCCGCAGCGGCGUCAAGGGCCCCGCCCCGGGCAUGGCCGGCCGGCAGGUCCGGCUGGGCGACCAGAGCAAGAGCGCCGGCGGCUGUUGUUAG
Molecule: messenger RNA, 873 nt
Organism: Neoarthrinium moseri
Lineage: Eukaryota; Fungi; Ascomycota; Sordariomycetes; Amphisphaeriales; Apiosporaceae
Exons: 1
Coding region: 1-873 (290 amino acids)
Biological process (GO): regulation of endocytosis
Cellular component (GO): endosome
Molecular function (GO): GTPase activity; GTP binding
Source: RefSeq, a predicted model, not a curated record